AUGGCAGGCGUCCGCGACCCAGCAUUCUGGAAACGCUUCUCCACUGCUGUGCACCUCGACGAGGAGAAUGCGAAUACCCUCAAACACAGCGACUCCUGGCUCGCCCGCCAAAACCGCAAACGCUCCCGCCGCACGUGCAUCUGCUGGAUCUUCUGGCUGUGCUUCCUGCUUCUUGUCGCGGCGAUUGUCGGCGUGAUUGUGUGGUUGGUGCAGAGCGAUCUUCUUGCGAGCGGGGAUGGGGACGAGGAUGGGGAGGAUGUGGUGUCGAGGCUGGUGAGGAGGAGUUUUGGGGGUGUGGUUGGGGGGCUGAGGUGA
Messenger RNA from Saxophila tyrrhenica, 315 nucleotides. RefSeq lists its product as uncharacterized. The coding region runs from base 1 to 315 and encodes 104 amino acids. The record is from RefSeq and is a predicted model, not a curated record. The transcript is spliced from 2 exons. NCBI's taxonomy places the organism in Eukaryota, Fungi, Ascomycota, Dothideomycetes, Mycosphaerellales, Extremaceae.